Messenger RNA from Suillus subaureus, 2226 nucleotides. RefSeq names its product calcium-activated chloride channel-domain-containing protein. The record is from RefSeq and is a predicted model, not a curated record. Lineage: Eukaryota; Fungi; Basidiomycota; Agaricomycetes; Boletales; Suillaceae. Gene Ontology annotation, biological process: chloride transmembrane transport. Gene Ontology annotation, cellular component: cortical endoplasmic reticulum. The transcript is spliced from 4 exons. Gene Ontology annotation, molecular function: chloride channel activity. The coding region runs from base 1 to 2226 and encodes 741 amino acids.
AUGCCUCCUCAUGUGGACGCAGUCAUAGUAUUCCGUGCCAUCCAGAAAGGAGCCAGCUUUUCUAAGGAGCAAGUGCGCCAGAAUGCUGUCAAGGCUGAAAAACAAUAUUCUAAGCUCAUUAAUACGCUCACCCGAGCUGGCCUCAAAGCUGUUGGGAGGCGUGGAGAGAGCCAGGGCCAGUUACUUGUAAUGGUGACUUGCCCGCAGAAGGUGCUUUCAAACCUUAUUCAUUGUGAACGACAUUCGGACUUUUUGUACGGACUUCCCAUGUCUAAGUUGCCGUCCGCGAACGACUUUGAAUCAGGCCCACUAUCUCCCGCCGACCGCAUCCGUUUGAUCCACGGAUUCAUAUCCUCCACUCCCGAAGAUGGAGGCUUGGGUAUUAUUCCGGGGCGAAAAGAGUGGGGUCUUGUGGAGUCCGUAAUGGCACUUCACGAUCACGACUUCAACGAUCACUGGAUACAUCUAUGGACACGGCACCGAAUAGCGAGCGUGGAACUCGAAAAGAUUCGAGACCAGUUUGGAGAUUCCGUUGCGCUCUAUUUUUUCUUCCUUACAGCAUAUACACGGGCUUUGAUAUUUCCCGCGGCACUUGGCGCUAUCUAUUAUCUCUUCGGGAGACCUUACUCUGCUUUAUACUCCACUUUACUCCUUCUGUGGUCAAUUGCGUUCGUCGAAUGGUGGAGACUGCAAGAGCGUAUCCUAUCAAUCAGAUGGUGCACUCGUGGUUCGUGGCGCGUUGAAAAGCGGAGGGCUGAUUAUCUCCCGAGCUUCCCCUGGUGGAAGCAGGAGAUGCGCAUGAUGGCUGGCUUACCAGUCAUACUGCUCUUUGCGACCAUUCUUGCGGCUAUAUUGACAGGCAUAUUCGUCCUGGAAGCUUUUGUGACGGAGCUUUACAAGGGUCCCGGCCAUAGAUAUGUGUCCUUCGCUCCAACGAUACUUUUCUCACUCGUUGUUCCUCGGUUACUCGCAAUCUACCAGAAAUAUGCCACGAACUUCACGGAUUGGGAAAAUCACGAGCAUCAAUCGAAACAUAGUUGGUCUCUUUCAUUGAAGGUCUUCACACUCUCGGCGGUGAAUGCUUAUCUCGGCCUUGCGCUGUCCGCAUUCGUUUACGUCCCCUUUGGCGAAAGUGUUAUGCACUUCGUCCAGUCACACUUGUUCACAGAUGGUCGUCGUGCGUUGGCCUUCCUGGACAGAUUCAAUAUCAAUUUCAACGCCACGUCCCAUCUCGGUGCUAGAGGAGGUGAUGGGAAAAAAAUCAGUGCAGUCGGACUCAGUUUAUGGGAGUGGGAUAGGAAAAAUGCGCGACGCAAGUUGAAUUCAUCGAGGCUUCAGGAGCAGAUGUUCGCCUUUUCGGUCACAAACCAAGUGGUGGAUACCUUCACGGCUAUUGGUUUGCCAUAUAUCCUCCGUGCCGUGGAGUCGUUCCGCAAUGGAAAAGGUUUUCGGAACGGUAAUGGAAAGGUACACGGGAAGAAAAAGCGGGUAGCGUUUGAUGACGAACCUGUGGGGCAUGAUGUACACGGCAGAGAGGAGCGCGAAUUCCUCGAGCGUGUUCGGAGCGAAGUGGCGCUGCCAGAGUAUGAUGUGUUCACGGACUACAGCGAGAUGGUGACACAGUUCGGCUACGUCGCUCUUUGGUCAACAAUAUGGCCACUUGCACCAGCGAUGGCACUUUUCAACAACUACAUUGAAGCACGCUCUGAUGCGUUUAAAAUCGCAGUGCACACCCGACGACCGACGCCUAUUCGAACGGAUUCGAUAGGGCCGUGGCUCGAGUCUCUAUCAUUUCUUACAUGGUUGUCGGCUCUCACGAACUCUGCGCUGGUAUAUCUCUUCCGUCCCCCUAAUCAACAAGAACAUGAGCUUGGGACCAUGGUGGAUGCGAAUGUGACUGAUGAGUCACAGCAUCACCGAUAUGGUCUCGCUGCAACCCGGGAACUUUUGAUGUCCGCUCUGUUAAUCGCGAUGUUAGCGUCCCAUGGCUAUCUCGUGAUGCGUGCCGCCGUCCGACAUAUCUUGAACCGUGCCAUAUGGACGGGAAGCAGGGAGAAGAAGGAGGCAGAACGCGUGGAGCGGGAGAUGAAGGAUAAAUAUCUGAGUAGCCUCGGGCAGUGCGCGCCGGGUGAAAAUGGGGUGUUGGAAACGACGGGCGAGUGGGCCACCUUCUGGGCGACAGACGAGGGGAUGGAUGAUAUAAAGAAGAUGCUGAAAGAUGCUUGA